CUGGUCUUUUGCUUAUUUAAAGCGGCAGCUCUCACGGGCGGCUGCUUUCGUCCGGCGGAUUUGGCGAGGGAAUCUUGUUUUAGGGUUUUGCAGCGAUGGGGAAGGCGAAGAAAGGCCCCAAAUUCGCCGUCGUGAAGAGGCUCGUGAGCUCCAAAACCCUUCGAAAAUAUAAGGAAGAAGUUCUAAACCCGAAGAAGAAAGAUCUCGAGAAGGACAAGCUUCCCCGGAACGUGCCGGCCGUUUCUUCAGCUCUGUUCUUCAAGUAUAAUACUGCACUUGGCCCGCCUUACAGGGUCAUCGUGGAUACUAACUUCAUCAACUUCUCUAUACAGAAUAAGUUGGAUUUGGAGAAGGGAAUGAUGGACUGCCUCUAUGCAAAAUGUACUCCUUGUAUCACAAACUGUGUUAUGGCUGAGCUUGAAAAACUUGGACAGAAGUAUCGUGUGGCUCUAAGGAUUGCCAAGGACUCUAGGUUUGAGAGACUACCCUGCACGCAUAAAGGAACUUAUGCUGAUGAUUGCAUUGUUGAAAGGGUCACUCAGCACAAGUGUUACAUUGUUGCUACCUGUGAUAGAGACUUGAAAAGAAGGAUACGCAAGAUUCCUGGAGUGCCUAUCAUGUACAUUACACAGCAUAAAUAUUCAAUUGAGCGGCUGCCAGAAGCCACAAUUGGUGGAGCUCCAAGAAUUUGAUGGCAAGGGUACUCUCAGCAAGUGGAGCCAUCUCUAUUUUAUGUCAGGUGCCAGCUGCUGGUUAUUAGUUCCUUUGUUUUUUUUUUUUUGUAUGUCUUUUCUGGAGGGAAAACUUUGCAGUAGAAUUCAUACUUUAGCGUCUGGAUAUUGCUGUCUUGCUGAUGUAGCUAACUAUUUUCCUGCCUGAAAUCUUAGUCGUUCAUAAUGUUUGGAUCUUUCGUAUGAUUUAUUGACAUCAAGAAGAAAAUGGAGUUCAUAAUUGGCACCUUUCGUUUGACUA
Messenger RNA from Elaeis guineensis (African oil palm), 972 nucleotides. RefSeq lists its product as uncharacterized. NCBI's taxonomy places the organism in Eukaryota, Viridiplantae, Streptophyta, Magnoliopsida, Arecales, Arecaceae. Gene Ontology annotation, cellular component: small-subunit processome. The record is from RefSeq and is a predicted model, not a curated record.